Messenger RNA from Lolium rigidum, 1940 nucleotides. RefSeq lists its product as uncharacterized. NCBI's taxonomy places the organism in Eukaryota, Viridiplantae, Streptophyta, Magnoliopsida, Poales, Poaceae. Gene Ontology annotation, molecular function: protein binding. The record is from RefSeq and is a predicted model, not a curated record. Bases 89 to 1606 code for a protein of 505 amino acids. The transcript is spliced from 10 exons.
CUCGCCCUAGGGCAAGGGUUUGCUCCGUCGUCGCACCAGAUCAAGCGCUCCCAAGAGACGGCGGAGAAAUCCUUCAAAACCGGCCGGGAUGAUGACGGAAUCGAGGGGGCAAGGGUCCAAUCUACUCUUGGGAGGAGCUGUCGGCGAAGUUGCUCCGGAGAGCACUACCAGGUCACCUCCGCGGCUGCCGUCCGACCCAGGGUCGCCAGCGGCUUCGUCACCGCGUCCGAGCAUGGAGGAAAUGUCUGAAUCGGACUCUGGGUCGGCAAGGGGGACGAAGAGGAAGAGGGUCACCGAGCCUAGGGAUGGGGAUUCGGCGGGCUCUGGUUCCGACUCCUCUGGCUCUCCAUUCCGCAGGCCCAAGGCUCCCCUGAUGCCCAUCUGUACGGAGGAAGAUGGCACCGUGCUCUACGGCUUCACUGACGACCAAGACGUCAUGGACAAAUACCAUGAUGAUAUGCAGAAAUACAUCAAGAAAAGGGAUCGUCAUAAGCGGAUGUUAACACUUGCACCAUCCAGUGUCACCGAGCGCCGCACCGUCAAGGAGACAGAGUCUGUUCUAAAGUGUGCUGAAUCGGUUCUAAGCCUUUCAGCCUACCUGGAUGGCAAGAUGAUAAACCAGUGCACAGGGAUUGUCGUUGAGAUAGAUGCAUUUAAGAACUCCGCUAUCAUUCUCACCUCAACAUGGCUUUUCUGCACCAAGAAACCUUUGGAUGAUUGGACAAAAAAGGAGUACGCUACUGAGGCAAAGGUUAAUGUUCAUAUGUUGGACGACUCAACUUUAGAGUGUCGUUUGAUGUUCUUCAGCGAGCACUAUGAAAUAGCCUUCUUUGAGAUUAGUGGGGAUAUUUCAUUGAAGGCUUUGUCAUUGGAACGUAAUGUGGAGUUAGGCCAGGAUGUAUUUCUAUUGGCUAGAGAUACAAAUUUGAAUCUGAUUUAUAAGCGAGACAAGGUACAACUUGUAGAUCCUUGUGAACAUCAGCAAAAUCACUAUCAAUUCCUCAACGGUCCAAUUCCUCAGUGUGGAACUGGAGGUGGAGUGCUGGAUGCUGGUGGAAAAAUUGUAGGGAUGCUAUUCUACAAAUUGCCUCUUGUUGCCUUCAUUCCAAGCUCUCUUAUUCUUAAAUGUUCAACCAUGUGGCAACAUUUUAGGCAACUUGCUCGACCCCAGCUUGGCUUGAAGCUAAGGACAUUAGCAUUUCUAGAUAUUCCCCGUAUUGAGUUGAUGUCACGUAAAUUCAGUAUUUCCUCUGGUCUCAUUGUUGGAGAGAUUUCAGCGAAAUGUGAUGCUGAGAAGCUUGGCAUUAGGGCAGGGGAUAUUAUCUUUUCAUGCCAAAAAGAGCGUGUUUCAAGUAUUGUUCAGCUGGAACAUGUGUUGUUGGGUGUUGCUGAGGAGCAUCUUGAGAAAAGCAAUGAUCUCAGCUCUAAAGUUGAGGUUGAGAUCGGUGUAUUUCAUGUGCGCAAACGUAUACAGAGAUUCAUCACAUUAAGAGUAGAGUUGUCAGAUCAUCUUGAAGUAUUUCACUCAGACGAUGAAGAUGCUAAGGCAGAAGGAAACACGGGAGAGGAAGGGCCCGCAGCAGCUGCAUGUGAAGCAAAGCCAUGAAGAAUGUGGAGGUGAUCUCUAUCCAUGACUUCUUUGUAAUGGUCAUCAGAUAUUUAGCUAGACGCUACCUAGGAUUUUUGCUGUAUACUCUGAAGAAUGGAUCACUGCCCCUGAAGUAAGGAAGUAGAUGUAGUGUUGGUAUCUUUUGGAUGGAACUUGCUUGAUAGUGUUAGUUUUUAUGGUACUGUUCUGGAUUCUGGAUCAUGCCCUAGUACUACAAUUGCAAGCUGUUCUGGAUUAUGUUAUUGUGGUCAGCAUGUAUGCAUCUGGUUUUGAAAACAAAACUUGUAAUACUUGCUAUAUUGCUAAUUGUUACUCUCUCCGUUCACUAAUG